Molecule: messenger RNA, 1479 nt
Organism: Lecanosticta acicola
Lineage: Eukaryota; Fungi; Ascomycota; Dothideomycetes; Mycosphaerellales; Mycosphaerellaceae
Source: the annotation of a GenBank genome assembly
AUGGCAUCACCCAUCACAGGAACGCCAUAUCUGCCGGAAGAGAUUCUCCAGCUCAUUUUCGAGCAGCUCAAGAUUUCUCUGGACAGGAAGGGCUACAAUGACAAACGUCAGACUCGUGCAACGUUAGCGACCGCCUGUCUGGCCAGCAAGCAAUGUCGACGUCUCGCUCAGCCCGUCUUAUACCAUACCAUCGAUUUGGAAAGCGCAUAUGGCGAGGAUGAAAAGUUUUACAGAUUGUCCGAUACCUUGGCCCGUUCUUCAUUUCUAUCGGGUCUUGUACACGAACUUAAGGUCGAAUAUUGGGAUUUCCGGCCGGGCACAGACCUUGAUCCGUUCGACGAUGGGGGAACAUAUGAGACAAAGCAUAUGCUAGAAUCGUCACGACCAGAAUUCGAGAGGGCGAUGGGAAGUAUGAGAGAUUUCGUGCAUCCCAUCCGGAGCACCCGGAGCGGCACGUUGUUGCAAGCUGCGUACGCGGGAUCAUUGGAUGCGCAUCUCGCUUUUAUCCUCACUCAGUGUCGUAAUCUGGAGAGGCUUGGUCUUACCAUUCCAGUUGACUUCGACGAAAGUUGGGUCUCGGCUGUAUUAGAGCAUGCUGCGGCCAUGUGUCACUUGACCAACGCAUCUGCGCCGAGCGGGUCGUCUACACUGGCAUCUGGCUCUCUUCUCCCGUGCCUCAAGCAGUUCGACACCGAGCAUUGGGACACGGAAAAUGCUACCGAUAUCACGGACAUCAGCGACAUUCUUGGCAUCACUACUUUGACGAAAUAUCACGGUUUCGCCGUCGAUGUCACUCCGGGAGAGAAUCCGCUGAAAAUUAAACCUUAUACUCUCGAAAAGAUCGAGUUGCUCUACUCCAUCAUAGACGGCGAAGGGCUUGCGAGACUGCUCUCUUGCUGUCCUAAACUCUCCAGCCUCUCGAUCGAGUGGGGCGGCGCUACUGUCGGAGACUGCGAAAUUUCAUGGGAUGCCAUCGGCACGGCCCUUCGCGAACACGGCAGAGGCAUGAAACGGUUACAGUUCGACUACACACAUUCGAUGCUCUUUGAACAGGGUGAUGAUGAGCCUGUACAUCCUCCUCUCGGCGACCUCAAGCCCCUCACUUCUCUCACGUACCUCGAAGUCCCCGCGGUGGCGCUCUUCGGACAAGACGAUGAUCUCGUCGAGGGGUAUCCCCAUUUUGAGCUACCGAUCCUAGCAGACAAUCUGCCUGCAUCUCUGAAGACGUUGAAGAUCAUGCAAUGGGGGGAGCUGGACGAGGAGAUGCAUGAUGAAGACGUGUUGAAGAAGAGUUUGAUAGGUGCUUUGGUGGCUGAGAGUAGGCUGCAGAAUCUCUCGACUGUGAGGAUCCAGGGCAGUCAGUUCACCGCCGAGGACUUUGAGGAGGUAGAAGGAUGGCGGGUGAGUUUGGACAACCAGUUCUGGGUCGUUUUGAAGAAGAAGCAGCAGCAGCAGCGAGAUACGGAGGCAGAAGGAUGA